AUGGCUACUGGUUUCGAGAUAGCUGGGCUAGCUCUUGCUAUCUUCCCGAUUCUUAUCGAGGGGAUUAAAUCCUACGCGAAUGAGAAGGACGCUGUGAGCGACAUACUAAACUAUCAAAGGCUUCUUAUCCGCAUCGCUCGAGAUUUGGAUCGUGAACGGACUAUUUUCCAUAACUCAUGCCAGCGAUUCAUGGAAGAUAUUGCCGCACAUUGCGGCGUUGGAGAAGACGAGGUAUCUGGGAUGGUACAGAACCCGAAAGACCCCCGAUGGACGCGGGGGCCUUUGCUGAGGGAAGACGUUUUUCAGCAGGCUUCUGUUAAGCAGUAUCUUGACGCCGUUGAGGAUAUACAUGAGGAGUUGUCGAGGGUUAAAGAACUCAUCGGGAUACAAAGUGGAAGUGAACAGGUAAUGACACGCCGCAGACUAUGGAAGAAGCUUAUCCUCGUGCUGAAGAAAGACUCGAUUACCGACCACCUAGCCAGGGCCGAGAAGCUCAAUGCAUUUCUGGCCCGACAGACAGAGCAAAAUCAACCAACAGCGACCAAUCGUCAUGCUUCUCGCAGAAGCACAAAACACUAUAAACGUAUCCGAUCUCAUGCAAUCGAUCUAUACAAUAUCCUCAAGACUCAAUUCCCCGCCCAUCCGGCCUGUAAAUGCGCCCUGCAGCCGCAUCAUGUCAAUAUGAGAUUAGAGUUUCGCAGUGCGCAAAGUACGGCAAAUGGUCUAUACUUUCAUACAAUAUUUACCUCGGAAACUGCCUUCAACUCUUCAUCCAACUGGCGCGAGAUCGAAAGCGAGCCGUGGGGAACGAGUUCCCCCGAUCUCUGUCAGGAUACUACACACAGCGCCCAAGUGCAAUUUGUCGUGGCCCCACCGGCAUCGUUGCAGGGGAGCACUGCAUCUAUCAAUGAACCCGAGAUAUCAAAUCUCUGCGCCGUGAUCACUGGCCCCGCCUCGAAGGAUUGGCUUGGACGAAUCGCUAGUCAAAAGGGACAACAACAUCGGAUUCGUGCCAUGGACCAUCAGAAGAGAUUACCCGCCUUCGACACCAUCAAAACGGUCUCACUAGGAGAGGUCCUCGGGGACGGUCUCUUUGGCGAAGAACAACGACUCCGACUGGCAUUGAAACUAGCAUCAUCAGUGAUGCAACUCCACACGACCGACUGGCUCACAGAUUACUGGAGCAAAUCCGAUAUCUCAUUCCUCCGGUCCUCAUACGGAGUAAUCGACUUUGACAACCCUCUAAUCGGACGCACUUUUGGCAAUCCCAGCUUCAGCAUGACAAACCUCUCACAGAAUCUCUCACGACCAAUGCUACACGCAUUUGUCCCCUGCCUCUUUUCUCUGGGAAUCAUCCUCUUGGAACUGCGCUAUCGAACUUUGUUCAAGGAUCUCAAGACGGAGCAUGAACGGACCAUGAUACCCGAAAUCUCCGAUCUUGCCACCGCACGCCGUCUAGCCUCUGAUAUGGUCGGCAGUCCUAAUUAUAAAAAUGCCGUGCUGCGCUGUAUCGUGGGUCUAGAUGCGGCGUAUCAGUCUCUGACGGAGGUCAAGUUCCAGGACGAAGUGGAGGAUAAGAUUGUCUUUUUGCUUGCGGAAGAUUUAAAGACUUAUUGUGCCAAGGGAUCGGUCGAGGCCUGUCUGUAG
Messenger RNA from Penicillium brasilianum, 1647 nucleotides. Lineage: Eukaryota; Fungi; Ascomycota; Eurotiomycetes; Eurotiales; Aspergillaceae. The record is from the annotation of a GenBank genome assembly.